CCACUCCUCAAAUAGAGGUGUGUCAGGAAGCAUAAACACACAUGUGUGCAAAUUCACAUACAAACACAUUAACUGAGGAAGUGACAGCAGCACAGACACUGAGCAGAUCAGGAUGCCAGGGAAGAAAGUGUGUAUUGUCGGAUCUGGAAACUGGGGUUCAGCCAUUUCACGCAUCAUUGGGCAGAAUGUAAAGGCGUCCAAUCGGUUCGAUCCAGUUGUUAACAUGUGGGUGUUUGAGGAGCUCAUUAAUGGAAGGAAACUGACUGAUAUCAUCAACACAGAACAUGAGAACGCCAAAUACCUCCCAGGCCACAAACUGCCCAAGAAUGUGAUUGCUGUUCCUGACAUUACGGAGGCUGUAGCUGGAGCUGAUAUUCUCGUGUUUGUUGUUCCACAUCAGUUUAUUGGAAAGCUUUGUGACCAAAUGAAGCCUCACCUUAAGCCAGGAGCCAUUGGCAUCUCGCUUAUUAAGGGAAUAGAUGAAGGUCCAUCAGGUUUGAGGUUGAUAUCUGACAUUAUCAGAGGGAAGCUGGAGCUCGAUGUGAGUGUAUUAAUGGGAGCAAACAUCGCUAAUGAAGUCGCUGAGGAGAAAUUCUGCGAGACCACCAUUGGAGCUGUUAAUGUGUAUAAUGGUCAGGUGUUUAAGGAGCUGAUGCAGACUCCAAACUUCCGCAUCACUGUGGUAUCAGAAAGCAACACUGUGGAGCUGUGUGGAGCACUGAAGAAUAUUGUGGCAGUGGGAGCAGGAUUCUGUGAUGGUCUGGGUUUUGGUGAUAACACUAAAGCAGCUGUGAUUCGCCUGGGUCUGAUGGAGAUGGUGUCCUUCGCUAAGAUCUUCUGCAGCACUUCUGUCAGUUCCUCUACAUUCCUGGAGAGCUGCGGUGUCGCUGACCUCAUCACCACCUGCUAUGGAGGUCGCAAUCGGCGUGUUGCUGAAGCUUUUGUCACCUCGGGCAAGUCUAUAGCUGAGCUGGAAGCCGAGAUGCUGAAUGGUCAGAAGCUUCAGGGACCUCAAACAUCAGCUGAAGUUUAUAAGAUACUUCAGAAGAGGAACAUGGUCGACAAGUUCCCACUGUUUGUCUCUGUGUAUCAAAUUUGUUUUGAGGGAAGACGUGUGCAAGAUUUCAUCGUCUGUCUCCAGAACCAUCCGGAGCAUAUGUGACCUUUUACAGUGAUCAUGAACACAUGACAUCAUCAUCAUCAGGGUCCAUAACACAACAUGUGACCUUCUAACAUCUACACAUUCUGCUGUGCACAAGAUAUUCUAAAGCCAUAAAGAGCUCAGAACCAGAUCACUUUCAGAACCAGAUCACUUUCAGAACACAGAUCAAUUCUAGGAACAGAUUUGUUCACAUAUAAAAAGAGACAUAAGGUCCUGCAGAUGUUCUAGUAACAUACAAUAAAGUACUGAUGUAAAUCAUGAACACAUAUUCAGGUCAUCACAUGUUUUUUACUGGAGAUCUGACAAACACACGACAUUACAAAUCCACUACAGACAAAAGCACACUAAAGUCCAAUGCGCACACACACACACACACACACACACACACACACACACACACACACACACACACACACGAGUGUUUAUAAAACACCUAUGAUUAACAAUGGUAGCUUGUAAUGCUGCUCAGUUCCUCAUUAAAUUCAGCUUGAUUGCACUUUUACACUCAUGAUGACGGUGGAUUCUGACUCAAGUCCUUCUGAUUAAACUUCGGUCUCUUUAAAUACUUUA
Tachysurus fulvidraco (yellow catfish) is the source of this 1732-nucleotide messenger RNA. RefSeq names its product glycerol-3-phosphate dehydrogenase 1c (gene gpd1c). Bases 113 to 1162 code for a protein of 349 amino acids. Gene Ontology annotation, biological process: glycerol-3-phosphate catabolic process; carbohydrate metabolic process. Gene Ontology annotation, cellular component: glycerol-3-phosphate dehydrogenase (FAD) complex; cytosol. The record is from RefSeq and is a predicted model, not a curated record. The transcript is spliced from 8 exons. Gene Ontology annotation, molecular function: protein homodimerization activity; NAD binding; glycerol-3-phosphate dehydrogenase [NAD(P)+] activity. NCBI's taxonomy places the organism in Eukaryota, Metazoa, Chordata, Actinopteri, Siluriformes, Bagridae.